AUGGGACCAACCUACUACAGCGCCAAAACCUACAUCAACAACUGCGAUGCGAAAGCAGAAUGCAAUCCAGACAACUGGCCAGAACAGUAUGUCAACGCGACAACCUGUCCCCUGAACGUUUACUGCAGUUCAUUUGGUUUCUACGGCACGACCGAGGAAUUCUACGGCAACACCACCGUGACCCGGCCAUCAUGUGAUGCCGAUACUCAGUCAAUCAACCGAGUCAUUGGUUACUACAACUCAGCGGCGGCCUCACGGGGAUAUGGUGGCAUGCAGCCCGCAUCAAUACCCCAGGGUGUCUACUCUCACAUCUAUUUUGCUUUCGUGAGCAUCGACCCAGACAGUUUUGAGGUCAUCCCGGCAUCCAAUGCCGAUAAACUGCUCUACCCCCAGAUGCAGGCACUUCAGAUGCGUGACUUGAGUCAGGAGCUUUGGCUCUCCAUCGGUAGUUAG
Messenger RNA from Penicillium soppii, 453 nucleotides. RefSeq lists its product as uncharacterized. The coding region runs from base 1 to 453 and encodes 150 amino acids. Gene Ontology annotation, molecular function: chitin binding. The record is from RefSeq and is a predicted model, not a curated record. The transcript has a single exon. Gene Ontology annotation, biological process: carbohydrate metabolic process. Lineage: Eukaryota; Fungi; Ascomycota; Eurotiomycetes; Eurotiales; Aspergillaceae.